AUGAAUAAAAACAAACAGCACCACGCCAGUGACAUAAGAUACACCCUUUUCUCUGAAGUUGUCAUUGGAGUCUCCGCCAACACCAUGCUUCUUCUCUUCCACAUCCUCACGUUUUUCCUCCAGCACAGACCCAAGCCCUUGGACCUGACCAUUGGUCUCUUGGCCCUCAUCCACCUGGUGAUGCUGCUAAUCAUGGGCUUCCUCAUCACAGACAUUUUAGGGUCUCGGGGUUUCUGGAAUGACGUCAUGUGUAAAUCCGUUUUCUACUUGUACCGAAUCCUGCGGGGUCUCUCCCUGUGCACCACCUGCCUACUGAGUGUCCUCCAGGCCAUCACCCUCAGCCCCAGGAGCUCCUGUCUGGCAAAGUUCAAGCAGAUGCCCUCCCAUCACAGCCUGUGUUCUCUCCUCUUCCUGUGGGUUGUCUACAUCUUAACUAGCAGUCCCCUCAUAAUCACCACCAUUGCCACUCCCAAUCUGACCUCAGACAGUCUAAUCUAUGCCACUGAAUUCUGCUCCGUUAGGCCCAUGAGUUAUAUCUUUAGGCAGAUGUUCUCCAUGCUGGUGACCUUCCGAGAAGUCUUUGUGACAGGGUUCAUGGCUGUCUCAAGUGGGUACAUGGUGACUCUCCUGUGCAGGCACAAGAGGCAGUCCCAGCACCUUCACAGCACCAGGAUUUCUGCAAGAGCCGCCCCGGAGCAAAGGGCCACCUGCACCAUUCUCCUGCUCCUGUGCAUCUUCAUAUUCAUGUCUAUUUUGGACUACAUUGUCUCCUCCUCAAGAGCGAUAUGGAACAAUGACCCAACUCUCCAUUGUGUCCACAUGCUGGUGAUCAACGGCUAUGCUACAGUCAGCCCACUGGUGUUCAUCAGCACUGAAAAACGAAUAUUUACCUUUCUGAAAUCCAUGCGUGGUUACUGUGUGGUUAUUCAGUGA
Molecule: messenger RNA, 933 nt
Organism: Lepus europaeus (European hare)
Lineage: Eukaryota; Metazoa; Chordata; Mammalia; Lagomorpha; Leporidae
Product: vomeronasal type-1 receptor 48-like
Exons: 1
Coding region: 1-933 (310 amino acids)
Biological process (GO): G protein-coupled receptor signaling pathway
Cellular component (GO): membrane
Molecular function (GO): pheromone receptor activity
Source: RefSeq, a predicted model, not a curated record